CAUAGUAUAUAUAGACCACGCGACGUGUCAUUGAUCACACGUCAACUUCCAAAAUGGGUCUAAAGAACCUUGUGGUGUUCGCUGCCUUCUUAUUGUGUUUGGAGCUAUGCAGAGUGCAUGGUCAAGCAGCCCGCGUUGAGUACCUCAACCCACCGAAUCCGUCGACAGUAACUACAACCAUUCAGGCGUUGCCAGGAUCACCGUAUUACAUGCAAGAGUCUAUCCCUAUCACACCUAGUUACAACCCUGGCUAUCCUACCGUCGCACCCAGCUUCGCCCCCAGCUUUCCUGGACCAAUGGCUCCCAUCAUUAUUGACGACGAUGAUGAUGACAACUGGCAUCACAUUCUUUAUUACCUUAUCUUCGCUAUGAGAAAUAGGAGAGGUGGUUGCGGCUGCGGAGGUGCAUGCAACGGUGGAUGCAACAGCGGUUAUGGGGGCGGAUGUGGUGGCAAUUGCAACGGCGGAUGUGGCGCAGGAUACAACAAUGGUUAUGGUGGUGUUGGAUUAAAUAAUGGAUGUGGAUGCGGGAACAGUUGUGGUGGAAACUGUGGAGUAUACGACCUUGGAUUCAGUGGAAAUAAUGGAUGCGGGUGUUCUUCUUACAUUCCCUACCCUAUCCCUUACCCCUUGGCCAGCCCCUUCCCAUUUGGCUUCCCAGGUUUUGGAGGAUUCUCAGAUAACCCUUUCCCUAACUCUGAUGAACCCUCCCCCAGCCAACCAAGCCAGAAUCCCAAUGAAAUAACUGUCUUGUUUAGGACUGAUUGUAAUUGUAAUUAAACGCAAUGAACAAUGGAUCAUAAAUAUUGUGAUUGGUAAAUAAAUGAGUAUUUAAAUA
Spodoptera litura is the source of this 837-nucleotide messenger RNA. RefSeq lists its product as uncharacterized. NCBI's taxonomy places the organism in Eukaryota, Metazoa, Arthropoda, Insecta, Lepidoptera, Noctuidae. The record is from RefSeq and is a predicted model, not a curated record.